Messenger RNA from Spirodela intermedia, 516 nucleotides. NCBI's taxonomy places the organism in Eukaryota, Viridiplantae, Streptophyta, Magnoliopsida, Alismatales, Araceae. The record is from the annotation of a GenBank genome assembly.
AUGGCUCGCGUCCAAGUGUUUCCCGUCGUCUUGCUGCUCGUUAUGGUCGUCUCGCUGCUCAUUGCCACAAGUAAUCCUCCACUCUGUCCAUUGGGGAUCACUCGGGAGUAAUUUCAUUUAUCUAGGAUUUAGCAUAUUAGAAUAGUCGCUAGUAGCUGAACUAAAUUAAAUCUGUGCGUACAUUACACGGUUCUUCCUUGUUGUGAAUUGAUCAUUUAACAUAUAAUUAAUUCUCCUCAAAUAAAGCAUAAUGUUCAUAACAUUGCUAUCUGUGCCGAUGGGUUUCAUAAAUGUUCGUAUCAUGGCAUCAUACUAAUUUUUUCCGUGGACGUAGGUUCUGCCCGAGAGUUAUCCCAGAAUGUGGAAGCGGGCCACAGGCUCUGUAACCGGCCCAUAGGGUUCUGCUCUAUCUUUCAGAAUUGCUCAAUUACGUGCAGGAGGGCGGGUUACGUUCGAGGAGUGUGCCAGGGCAUUUUUCCCCGUCGAUGCAUCUGCUACAAGCGAUGCAAGCCGUAG